GCAACACCGCCUCAUCAUCCGCAAGGGGGCCCUGGUCGCGCGCGACCCGACGGGGUACGAGGACAUCACCGGGCACGAGGCCCUCGACCAGGCCGAGAUUAAAGCCCUGCGCGACGAGGUCCUGCACAAGUGGCGCGUCACGCCCUUCCUGCUCCUGACCAUUGUCACCUGCUCCAUCGGCGCCAUUGUCCAGGGCUGGGACCAGACGGGAUCCAAUGGCGCGACCAUCAAGUUCCCCGAGGUCUAUGGCAUCGACGGCGAGAACAUUCGGGACAAGAUGCUCGUCGGGCUGGUGAACGCGGCGCCCUACAUUGGCACGGCGUUUGUCGGGUGCUGGCUCUCCGACCCCAUCAACGACCUCGUGGGCCGCCGGGGCACCAUCUUCUUCUCCGCCAAUUUCUGUCUGUGGCCGGUCCUCGGGAGCGCGUUCUGCAACUCGUGGCCGCAGCUCCUGGCCUGUCGCCUGCUCCUGGGCUUCGGCAUGGGGUCCAAGGCGUCGACCAUACCGCUGCUGGCGGCCGAGACGGCGCCCGCGCCCAUCCGCGGCGCCAUCGUCAUGGGCUGGCAGCUGUGGACGGCCUUUGGCAUCCUCCUCGGCACCAUUGCCAACCUGGCCGUGUCCAACAUGGGGCCGGAGCCGUGGCGGUUCCAGCUCGGCUCGGCCAUCAUCCCCGCCAUCCCGCUGUGCGUCCUCAUCUACUUUUGCCCCGAGUCGCCGCGCUGGUACAUGAAAAAGGGCCAGUACCGGGCGGCCAUGGCCUCGCUGCUCCGCCUGCGCACCAACGCCGUCCAGGCCGGCCGGGACCUGUACUACAUCCACGUCCAGCUCGAGCUCGAGCACCAGUACAUUCGGCGCGGCAGCUGGAACUACGCCGCCAAGUUCCUCGAGCUCUUUACCAUUCCUAGAGUGCGCCGCGCCACGCUCGCCUCGUUUACCGUCAUGAUCGCCCAGCAGAUGUGCGGCAUCAACAUUAUCGCCUUUUACUCGACCACGCUGUUCCGCAACGCCGGCGCAGGCGACUUUGAGGCCCUGCUGGCGUCCCUCGGGUUUGGUCUCGUCAACUUCCUCUUUGCCUUCCCCGCCAUCUGGGCGAUUGACACGUUUGGGCGGCGCUCCCUGCUGCUCUUCACCUUUCCGCACAUGGCGUGGGCCUUGUUCGCGGCCGGGCUGUGUACGCUCAUCCCCGGCAAGGAUGGGCUGCACCUGGCCAUGGUGGCCCUGUUCAUCUACCUGUUUGCGGCCUUUUACUCACCGGGCGAGGGCCCGAUUGCGUUUGCCUACUCGGCCGAGGUGCACCCGCUGUCGCAUCGCGAGAUUGGCAUGGCGUGGUCGGUGGCGACGUGCCUGGGCUGGGCGGCCGUGGUCUCGAUCACGUUCCCGCUCAUGCUGGCGCAGCUGGGCACCAUGGGCCUCUUUUUCUUCUACGCCGGGUUCAACGUGGUCGCGUUCGUCAUGAUCUUUCUGUUUCUGCCCGAGUCGAAGCAGCGCACGCUGGAGGAGCUCGACUACAUCUUUGCGGUGCCGACGCGGGUCUUUAUGAAGUACCAGGUCACCCAGACGCUGCCGUUCUGGUUCAAGCGAUGGAUCCUCCUGCGCAAGGACGUGUCCCUGGAGCCGCUGUAUCGGCUCGACACGAGCAUGCCGCUCGAGGUGGAGAUGGCGGAUGCUCUGCAUGAGAACGACAAGGCCAUGGUCGAGAUCAAGGACAUGGUGGGCCAUGUGCAGAGCCAUCCGCGUGGUCCUGGGGGGCGGUGAGCCAGCGGUUCAGACUGGCUAGAUACUCCUUACGAUAAAUUGUAUAUAAUAUGAUAAUAGUACAUGACACAAACAU
Molecule: messenger RNA, 1832 nt
Organism: Emericellopsis atlantica
Lineage: Eukaryota; Fungi; Ascomycota; Sordariomycetes; Hypocreales; Bionectriaceae
Exons: 1
Biological process (GO): transmembrane transport
Cellular component (GO): membrane
Molecular function (GO): myo-inositol:proton symporter activity
Source: RefSeq, a predicted model, not a curated record